AUGGUCAGGCCUUCUGCUGGCGCAGGCGCUCUCACCCACCACCUGCAACGGCCUCAACCUGCUGACGCUUGCCUGGCUCUCCCUGAUGUCACUCCUCCUAUCCAGGUCAUCAUCACAAGGGCCUUCCUUCAUGUUCUGGAGUAUGAACGUACCAACAUGACACACUUCCCAGAAGUUGAAGAAGGUGUUGGUCAACUCAUAUCAACCAUGAGAUGUGACAACUCUUGGCGAGCCAGCUGGCCCAGUGGCGGGUCAGUCUUCCACCUGACAGAGCUUAUGGUCCAGGCUGUUCGUUCCAAUUGUACUUUGACAUGCAGCUUCAUCCACGAGGCUGGUGGUCAGUCCUCCCUGUGUACCGAGUCCGGUGUGAGUCCCCUGCACGCUGCGCUGGAGGCUGGUCACUGGAACCUGGCGAGGCAAAUGCUGAAGAACUUGGGAGGUUGCCUGUAUGUAACUGACUUUGGAGGUCGACUGCCCACAACCAUGAUGUCUUCACACCUCCGCCAGCAGCUAGAGCAGAAUAUUUACGACAAGGAAAGGAUACAACUUGAAGACCUACACCUUAAGAUCAAAGACAAAGUAGAGAAACAGCAGGUGCAGGAACUUCUCCGUGUUCAGAAGAACCUCUUCAACACAUACUGGGGCACGAUAACUGGGAACACAGCCACAACCAUAGGUGAAGAGCCGUUCAACAAAGCCAAGGUCCUACUCACAGCGUCUCAAGGUGGGAUGCUGCAGCUGAUCUACCUCCUGGUGAAGGUGGGAGGUGUGGAAGUUGAUACACAAGUGGAUCCUACUAAUGGCACGACUGCCAUUCACCAAGCUGCCUCACAUGGCAAAUCUGGUAGCGUCCUCCUCCUUCUGAGUCUUGGUGCUGACCCGCUACUCGAUGAUCUAUACAAGCAAACAGCUCCACAUUUGGCUGCCAUGUUUGGUCACCAAAAGGCCUUUGAGCUGUUUAGAUAG
This is a messenger RNA of Homarus americanus (American lobster), 966 nucleotides long. RefSeq names its product serine/threonine-protein phosphatase 6 regulatory ankyrin repeat subunit C-like. The transcript is spliced from 3 exons. Gene Ontology annotation, molecular function: protein binding. Bases 1 to 966 code for a protein of 321 amino acids. Lineage: Eukaryota; Metazoa; Arthropoda; Malacostraca; Decapoda; Nephropidae. The record is from RefSeq and is a predicted model, not a curated record. Gene Ontology annotation, cellular component: cytoplasm.